AUGAGCAACAAACAAGAUAUCCACGAAGCCCCUGAGGCCGUGGAAGACCCCAGCGACUCGAAGCAUCAAACGAACUAUGACCUCGUUGAUCGCGAAGUGGCACAGUAUGCUAGCGAGGCAAUCGUGGAGAUCGACGAGUCGACAAACAAGAGAUUGAAGAGGAUGAUUGACAAGCGGGUCUUGAGCGUGAUGAUAUUCACCUACUUCAUGCAGUCCCUCGAUAAAGGCACAAUGUCAUUUGCCUCUAUCAUGGGCAUCAUCCCAGAUACCAAGCUCAAAGGGCAAGAGUAUGCAUGGUUGACCACGAUCAUUUACAUCGUCAUCCUCUGCGUUGAGUAUCCGGAAAACUACAUCAUCCAGAAGAUCCCGAUUGCGAAAUGGCUCGGCUUCAACAUCAUCAUGUGGGGAGUUACCCUUAGCCUACACGCGGCGUGUCACAACUUUGUUGGUCUCGUUAUCGUCCGAGGCUUCCUUGGAGGGUUUGAAGCCGUCUGCCAGCCCGCCUUCCUUCUCCUGACAUCUAUGUGGUAUAAGCGCGAAGAGCAAGCCACUACGGCCAUUCUCUGGUACAUGAUGAACGGACUUCAGCAAAUCAUUGGCGGUCUUCUAGCCUUCGCCUUCUCAUUCAUCCCAUCAACCUCGCCCAUAAAGUCUUGGCAAGCCCUCUUCAUGAGCUACGGCAUUAUCACCGUCUUCUGGGGCAUCUUUGUUCUUUGGUGGAUGCCGGAUUCGCCCAUGAAGGCCCACUGCUUCAGCGAGGAAGACAAGAAGCUCAUGGUCGAACGCGUCCGUUCAAACAGAACUGGUCUUCAGAACCGCAAGUAUCGAAAGGAGCAGAUCUGGGAAGCCUUGAAAGAUCCUCAGGUGUACGGAUUCGCUUUAAUUCAACUCCUGACCACUCUCCCUUCAGGCGGCUUGGGCGCCUUUGCCAACAUUAUCAUCAAGAGCUUCGGCUAUACCACCUGGCAAACUCAGCUCCUUCAGAGUGUAACAGGCAUCCUUCAAAUCAUUACCAUGGUUACGGCUGCGUGGAUCGAUCGUCGUUACAAGCAGACAAUCUUCGCCAUGAUGGCUGCCGUCGCACCCACCAUCGCUGGCACUGUCGUCUUGAUCACCGUUCCUUUCGAACCCAGUAAAAAGGUCGGCUUGCUUCUGGCCUACUACAUCAUGAUCUCCUUCUGGGCCUGUAGUGGUCUAGCGCUCUCGCUCGUCAGCCGAAACGUCGCCGGCCAAACCAAGAAGGGCGCCGUUAUUACCAGCAACUUCGUCUUCUGGGCUGCCGGCAACUCUAUUGGUCCGCAGGUUUUCCGAACCCAGGACGCGCCGCGAUACUUCCUUGCUUUAGCCAUUAUCAUUGGCUGCUUCUCGCUUCUAGAGAUCACGCUUUUUGCUCUGCGAACAUACUACGUCUGGCAGAAUAAGUCACGCGAGGCGAAGAUUGCGAGAGGAGAGGCGGUUGCGGAUACGGCUCACACUCAUGCCUUUGAGGACAUCACUGAUAAGGAAAACGUCAAUUUCAGAUACGUCUACUAG
Molecule: messenger RNA, 1533 nt
Organism: Colletotrichum karsti
Lineage: Eukaryota; Fungi; Ascomycota; Sordariomycetes; Glomerellales; Glomerellaceae
Product: major facilitator superfamily transporter
Exons: 6
Coding region: 1-1533 (510 amino acids)
Biological process (GO): transmembrane transport
Cellular component (GO): membrane
Molecular function (GO): transmembrane transporter activity
Source: RefSeq, a predicted model, not a curated record